Knipowitschia caucasica is the source of this 774-nucleotide messenger RNA. The record is from the annotation of a GenBank genome assembly. NCBI's taxonomy places the organism in Eukaryota, Metazoa, Chordata, Actinopteri, Gobiiformes, Gobiidae.
AUGAAUGUGUUGAGUUUUUCAGCGGCUGUGACCCUCUGUGUUGUGGGACUGACACUGGCCCAAAACAAUGAUCCACCAUCAUUUUGGAGUUUUUUAAAUUUCCAAUGGAACGCGGAUGGAGAUAAAAGUACCUCCGGCUUUCUGAAUUCGAAGGACACUGGAGGCAAUGGUGGAGGCAAUGUUGAAUCUAACAACGUGUGUGUGGCAGACCAAGCGGCGUGUGGCUGCUGUCUCAUGCAUCAGCAGAUCGACAGGAUGAAGAAAAGCUUUAACUACAGCCUUUCCUUAAUGGAGAACCAACUCACCCAAGCAGUGAACGCACUGAGCCAGUUCAGAUCCGCUCGUAGUGCAGUCUCUGUCGCUCUCUUCACUGACAACACACAGAAAUGCUACGGCCCCUUCAGAGACGACACCCUGGUUAAGUACAAACACAUCUUUCUGGACCUGGGAAACCACUACGACGCUUCCAAAGGGGUCUACACUGUCCCGAUCACUGGGGUCUACAGCUUGUCUGUCACAGUCUACAGCAACGCCGGGGCCCCUGGGAACACUCUGGCUGCCUGCGCUACUCUCCAGGUGAACGGCAGGUCACUGAUUUCACUGAGAGAAAAGAACCAACAAGACCCAGAGGACAGCGCCACCGUCUUUGUUGCGCAUUUGCUGAAUAAGGGCGAUACGGUGUCGGUCAAUCUGCCCAUAGGAUGCUUCCUCUGUGAUGACAACCACCACUUCAAUACUUUGAGUGUGUUUCUGCUCUACAUCACUAAUGUUUAG